AAUGUCAAAGUUGUACGGAAUGAAAUCGUACGAUGUGAAAUUCUUUUGAUUUCACGAUUUUCUAAAUAAUUCUUAAACAUAAACGUCUCUAUAUAUAACUAAAAACUUUUGCUGAAAAUACCAGUUCAUGUGGAAUAUGUUUUCAGUGGUAGUAAAAGUGUAGUAACAACUGUGUCCGUGAAAUAAUUCUUUUAGAUAUUUGGUAUCUGUUUUUGUGUUUAAACAGUUGUUGCUUCUUUAUCUUUUACGUCAUUAAAAUUUGGCAUUGUUCCCUUGUUUGUGUACGGUUUUGUUGACUCACAAAUAUUGUAGCAGCCCUGUUGGCAACAACGAGCCAGUUUCCUCUUCGACCUUGAACCUACGAAGCAGCUGUUUAAAUGGACUCAUUCUUCAGUCUGUUCGACCCAGCGGAAGGCCAAGGCCAGAAGCAGAACAAGAAGAGGCACAAACAAGAACAGGACACCGUCAGGAAAAAAGCUGACGCGCCCAAAGGGAGAAGAAGAGGCAGGAAGGCGCAAGGCAAGAAUGAGACGUUGCCAGAGGAGUCGUCGUUCUUGUGCGAGCCGGCGCUCAGUUCCGAGCUGCUCGUCAAACACGGCAGCUACAUUGAGAGCUACAUACAAGUUAACACAGAUUCAAAAUCGGACGACAAAAAGCCCAACCGUCGCAACUCUGGCCGCAAGAAUCGCAGAAAAAAGAACAAAAUUUCGCCCGCGAAAGAUACACUCGCCUCUGCUUGGGACGAAGAAGUGAAACCUGACAAUCUGAACAACCAAUACUGCUUGGCGCCAAACAAGAUUGAUGAUACUAUCGGCAAGAAUGUCAACGAUCUGACAGAUGGAUACAAAUUUAAAAGGAAAGACUUCGACAACAAAUAUGGCAGUAACGAAGUGUAUAAUGUUAUUGAGAAAUUGGAGAAAGUCAGAUUGAAGGAUAAUAUGUAUUUGAAUGGUGAUUUUAAAGCGGAGGAUUUGGACAAUGACUUCUAUAGUUCGGACGAGGUGGAGGAAUCCUAUGAUGAUAGUGCGUCGGAGGCGGACUCCGGCGACGAGGUUUACGGGCGGCUGCCGCCGGAGCCCCGCUUCGGGAACGUGGAGUACAAGCUGCAGCUCGUGGGGCCCUGCGAGAGGAGGCUGCAGCAUCUUGUGACGCAGUUGAAAUGGCGCCUGCGGUCCGGCGGCGGGUCGGCCGUGUACGUGGUGGGCGUGCGCGACUGCGGCGCGCUGCGCGGACUGCGCGCGCGCGCGCUGCACGCGUCGCUGCGCUCGCUGCGCCGCAUGGCGCGCGCGCUCAGCGCCACGCUCGCGCACAUCUCCGUGCGCAGGGUCGCCGUGCACAGGGCCGUGGCCGAGGUCUAUAUCAGGAAGCUGGCGGACACGCAGCAGAGCGUGGAAUUAAGAGUGGCGGUGAUGGGAGCCAAUGAAGCUGGCAAAUCUACUAUUGUAGGUGUCUUAACGCAAGGUGAGCUGGACAACGGCCGCGGCAGCGCGCGCCUCAACAUGUUCCGGCACCUGCACGAGGUGCGCAGCGGCCGCACCUCCUCGCUCAGCCACGAGAUACUCGGCUUCGACGCCCAGGGUAACGUAGUGAACUACGGCUGUUCAGAACUGAUGACCGCCGAGCGCAUCGGGGAGCGAAGCGCUAAACUAGUGUCGUUCCUGGACCUGGCGGGACACAGCAAGUACCAGCGCACCACGGUGCACGGGCUCACUGGCUACUGUCCGCAUUACGCUAUGCUUGUGAUCUCGGCAACCGCCGGCAUCUCGCGCAUCACGGAGGAGCACAUCGGGCUGCUGCUGGCGCUGGAGCUGCCGUUCUUCGCCGUCGUCAGCAAGUGUGAGCUCGCUCCGAGCGCUGUGCCUCCGCUCGUGGCCAGGCUGCAGGCCUUGCUGCACAGCAGCCGCAAGAAACCUCUUUUGAUAACGGACGAGAAUAUGGCCAGAGAUUGUGUGGCGCCGCAGAAACUCCUCCUGGACACCAUAGACGACCGCAGGGGAGAGAAAUCUGACGAAGGUGCCCAGAUGGAACAAAUCCCCGUGUUCCCGGUGAGCUGUGUCCACGGAGUGGGUCUCAACGCUCUACAUGCGUAUCUACUCGCUCUACAGCCGCCCAAAGGGGAGCUGCAGCCGAAACCGGAGGAUGACACCUGCGAGUUUCAAAUUGAUGAAAUCUUCCACGUCGGUGAAUCUGAGGGUCCCGUGGUGGGAGGGCUCGUGGCUAAGGGUCAGAUAUAUGAAGGGGACCAGCUUAUUAUAGGGCCGAUGGACAACGGGGAAUUUGUGCCGAUAACAGUUCGCAGCGUGUACAGGAACCGCGCGCCGUGCGCGGGCGCCGCGGCGGGCCACUGCGCCUCGCUCGGCCUGCGCCGCGCGCCGCCGCGGCUGCGCCCGGGACAGGUGCUGCUGUCGCGGCCCGCGCGCGCCGCGCGGCGCCCGCAGUACGGCGGCUGCGCCGGCCGCUGCGUCGCCUCGCUGUCGAUGCAAGAACUGAUGAAGCAAUCUCAAUCGGACAACGAGAACAGGAAAUCGGUUAGGAGGAAAAACAAGAAUCUGCUGCAGGACACGGAGCCCCAGGAGCUGGACUGCAGCUGCGAGGGCAGAGUGUUCCUGGAGGACCCCGACGAGCCCCGAGGUUGUCUAUUCUUCCAGGCGCAGGUGCAGGUGCUGCGGCACUCCACGCACAUCGCGCCCGGGUUCCAGUGCACCGCGCACGUGGGCAACGUCCGGCAGACUGCUAUCGUCGAGGGUAUAAUGUCCAGAGAUAACGUAAUCCGCGCGGGAGAGGCGGCGCCCGCACUGUUCCGCUUCGUGAAGCGUCCCGAAUACCUGGUCCGGGGCCGGAGGCUCCUGUUCACAGCUGGACUGGGCACUAGAGGCAUAGGUCGCGUCACCCAGGUGUUUCCCUACAUACCUUGAAGAUCAACCGCUAGUCUCUGUGUCCACUCUCACAUGCCCACAGCUGGGCGUAUUCUGUCUUCUCAUUGUGAAAAAAAAAUCUUGUCGAUUUGUUUUUUUUUUGCGUACGUAACUCCCUCUUCGUCGUCGUGUGCGUUUUUUACCCCCGACGCAUAAAGAGGGGUGUUAUAAGUUUAACGUGUCUGUCUGUGGCAUCGUAGCUCCCAAACGGAUGAACCGAUUUUCGUUUAGUUUUUUUUUUCUGUGUCAGAGAUAAUUUUAUCCCGAGUGUUCUUAGCUAUGUUUCAUGAAAAUCAGUUGAAAGUCUUUUUUUGAGGGUUUUUUAAUUUGUCUAUAUAUUAAGAUUGGAGUCAGAUUUGUCGCCUAAAAGUAAAUGACGAGAUUUUUGUUAAUUAUAAUAUUAUUUUAAUGUUGUCGACAUAAUGUUAGAUAUUUCUAUGAUUCAUAGAUAACGAGAGAGCGAUUUUUUUUUUCUCUUUGUAAUUUUAUAACCAUCGCGCGCACGGACGCUUUUUUAAACGCGUGUGGAAAAUACGUUGGGAAUUAAAUAUGAGCUGUUUUUCUAUAUUUUCACAUUUAUUUUUCUAUGAAUAUUUUCACAUUUUAAGCGCUGCGCAUUCGACGGUAGUCUGUCUAAAAUUUGUAGAAAACGGACUAUUAAAUUUCAGUUUUUGCCAUUUAAAUUCUAAAUAAAGCCGACAGGAGACAGCGCCUUCAUUUAUUAUCUACUUUUUAUUAAGACAGUUUGAAUCGAAAGCGGUGAAAAUGCAACGUCGGACGUUUAUUUAACGCCCGUGCAAACGAAGGGUUAUAUCGCCCGUAAUAGUCGUGGAACUGUUGUCCAUUAAUCUAUAAUAAAGUACAUAUUAUAAUUUCUGUUUUUAAAAAUAAUAUGAGAAUCUAGUCUUCGACUUUUAAGUCUCGUCUCUUCUGAAAUAUGAAAAUUAAAUUUGUGUUUAUUUUAUAUUAUUAUCUCGUGUGUUAUUGUUGAUACUGGUGUCGGAUUUGGUCCAGGUCGCCUAAAGGCAUCUGACAUGACUUUUGCAGUAAAACUAAUUUUCUGCUCGAUUUUACACUACAUCACUAAAUCUUUGUUAAACUGCUUUAGAUUUUAAUUUUUCCAUGACAAAGUUCAUUUUUUGAACUGGCUGUAAACCUAAAUCCAUACUAAUAUUAUUAAACAUGUGAAAGUAGCAGGGAUGUUUGUCCCACUUUCAUGUCUAAACGGAGCAUUAUUGGAUUGAGGUGGUCUUUGGUAUGGAAAGUGAUACGGGCUACUUUUUACGCGGACGGAGUCGCGAGAAACAGCUAGUCUUCUAUAUGAUCAAUAUCAGAUGAUCAUCAUUGCGUUUUGGAAUAAUUUUAACAAUUACCAAAACUGAUGUCUUUGGAUCCAAAAUGCGGCUUACUUUUUAAUUAAAAUGGAGUCGAAAAUUUAUGGAUUUUUUUUUCAAAAUUCCUAUUGCCAAAGUGAGAUUGUGCUCAGCACACAGCGUGCUACGAAAUGUUAUAGAACAUUUGUUGUCACUUAAUACUGCAACAGUUAAAAGUGCUUAACUGUUCAUCAUCUUCAUAGUCGUAUUCCUCAUGGCUGGCUGUCGGGGUCAUUGAACGUGGAAUGAAACACACACGUAACAACUUUCUUGGCAUUAUUAAUGGAGUGGUUUGCCUAAUAAAACAAAAGUUUUUUUUUUUUACGUUUUCCAACGUUUUAUAUUGCCAGUGGAGAAAAUCAAGUGUCGCCGAUCAUUGUUCCACACGGCGUUGAACGUGACACAUUCAGACAAAAGUGUCAAAGACUGAAGUGUACUGUGAGCACCUUUACAGAUCAUACGCGAAUACUAGUGACGGCCUCAUUUUAAUUUUACCCUGUUUUUUGUGAUGUUUUAUUCUAUUGUUAAGUAAGUACAAAGUUUCUGGUAGUUUCACAACGAAAUUUUGGUAUGUACUUAAAACUACGUAAUGUUGUCUACCUCGUAAGAGAGACGAAAUGUGACGUUUUAGUAAAGGUUAUGUCUUUGUAACGAACGGUUUUUUCUGUUCUAAUAGGGGAAAGGGACAAGGGUAUAAAUAAAUUGUUAAAAAUAUGCAAUAUUAUGUAUAUAUAAAAGUCAAGACUAAUAAAUAUAAUUAAAAUUUCUAAACCACGUACAUUUAACAGCACAUCAGCCUAAUUCAUUGCAAACUCGCCGCUGUUACCACGUCAUAGAGGCUCGUGCAGAGUAACUUGACGUCGACUGUACGACCUGCGACUUUAGUAUCAACGAAUCUCGCUGUUCAGAAGUGCUUUCUCCCUCAACUUAGGCCACCAUUAUCGGUGUCUUACUCCACCAGUCAUCACUCCGUCGUGGCACAAAAGAAAAAUCAAAACUCUGGGUGAAUUUCACGACUGUUUUGAACGCGGCGUGUAGCGUUUCAUUAGUGUCGCAUAUAUUUUUUUGAUAAAUAAUAUAUAUAUUUUUAAAUUAAACAUGUACAAAAUUAACAUUGUACCAGUACUUUACAUAUUUAUAAAAUAGGACAAUUAAAUUGAUUACUUUGUAUAGUACAAUUUAAUAUACAGUAAUGAUAGUCCGCGACGGCGUUCAAAACGCUCGUGAAAUUCAUCCUUAUUCGAUUUAGGAUGAUAUACACAAGGAGAUUACGAAUAGCAAAUUUCAAAGAUCACAUUUCCACAAUGCCCGCGUGCCAAUACCUAAAGUUCCUGAAAUUGGGCACGAAAUCUGUACCCAUCCCUUUAUGGCAAACUGUUAUUGUCAUAUGCAAGAAAAAUAUGUCUACAAAUUUUAGAGCCAAGUUGAGGAACGGCUUUGUUUAAUAAAUAAAUAAAUAAAUAUAUUAGGAUAAAUCACACAGAUUGAGCUAGCCCCAAAGUAAGUUCGAGACUUGUGUUAUGGGAUGCUGACUCAACGAUACUUAUAACAAAUACAUAUAUAGAUAAACAUCCAAGACCCGGGCCAAUCAGAAAAAGAUCAUUUUCCAUCAUGACCCGACCGGGGAUCGAACCCGGGACCUCUCGGUUCAGUGGCAAGCACCUUACCACUGCGCCACCAAGGUCGUCAAAAUUAUUGUAGUUUAUUCGUAAGCAUUGUAGUUUAGUAUUAUAAAUUCUAUUAACGUCAAAAAAAUCUUAAGCCGUAGAUUUAGAAGAGCCCCGCGCGCGUAUUCUCUGAGCCCGAUUCUCUCGCAGUUGGAAGUUCAUAUCAUCAAUUUUUUUUUUUCGAAGGUUUCAAGCAAAUUUAAAAUGGGAAAAGAUCGAUCGAUGCAUUAAUUUGAACUCUUUCAAUUGUGAUUCUUCGUAAGUCAAGAAACCACUAGACGCGAUUGGUCCAAAGUUCCAAAAAAUGUACAAAUCGCGAUUGGUCCAAUCGAACCAAUCGCGAUUUGUACGGAAGAGACCGUGUUAAACCUUCUUUAUUUGGAAUAUGAUUCCUAAGCUUAAUCCGACGAAAUAACAGCUCGGCCACGUUGUUGAUGUCACUUCUUCGUAUCGUGACUCGAAAGUACGAGACAUUUUUCUAAAUAUAAAAGUUUACAUAUAUGUAAUAUGAAUUGGUUAGUACAUUGUGCUGUGCAGUCUGUCAAGAAAGUGUGGGAAACGGAUUCGAAAUCAACAACAAAUCAAAUCAUUUAUUCAGAAAUUACAGGGCCUUCACAGGCACUUUUUCGCGUCAUAUUCUAAAUUAAAUUAUAUUUACCAAAGCUACAAACUACUAGCAUUUCGGAACGACCACUGCACUGAAAACCUAAAUUUUUUGCCGUUGCAACACCAAAUAUAAUUGUCAGGAUUGGUUGAUAGACACCCAGGGUUGCCAGCCGACAGGAGACAGCGCUCUAGUUCAAUUUCUUCACUCUCUUGUAGGUUUAAAAUUACCUUCUACUCACUCAGCAAAUUCGUUUAGCAAUAUAUGUAGAUAGAAUAAUACUCGCAAUUUUUUCGUGGAUCCAAGAUAUUGUCCCAUUAAUGGGACCACGAGGGAGAAUUUUACCGGUGUCCAACUUUAUUCAAGUCGCCUAAAGAUAUCUGACAUGAUUAUUUUUACAAAAUAAUACUCGCAAUUUUUUCGUGGAUCCAAGAUAUUGUCCCAUUAAAAUGGGACCACGAGGGAGAAUUUUACUGGUGUCCAACUUUAUUCAAGUCGCCUAAAGAUAUCUGACAUGAUUAUUUUUACAACUACCGCCAUCUAGUGACAGAAGUCUACUAAAUAUAUUUAGUAUGCAAUAGAACUUUUAGAUUUAACAAACUACUUACGAGUCAGUUUAGUAUAUAAACUGAUGUUGAUUUAGGGCCUGCUUCACCACUCCCUGAUAAAAUAUAUUGUAAUCUGACAAAUAAACUAACAGCUAGAUAAAUCUGAAGUUAUUUGCUAUUUUCCCCAAACACUUGGUAUAAUUUAAACGCUCUUUAUCAGCAAUUGGUGAACCACGCCCUUAUUAAAUUCUGUUUACUUUCGAAAUGGAGUACAAAAGAUGUUUUUCGUAUUGUAAGCUUUCGUUUUUGGCUUCGAUGUUGGUAUUAUGAUUAAAUUGACGAAAUUUCAAAUGUGUUUUAUUAUAUUUCCACCUAAGAUUUAAUUAACGAAUUUAUAAAUUACUAGUUGCGCUCUGGAGCUUCGCUCUCGUGGGAAUCGGGUUUAUCCUGAGUAUGACAAUCUGUGGUUUGUUUGAGCAAUGGAUUGAGGGAGAUUUUUGGUAUGGAGGGCCGAAGAGUAACAUGAAUCUUUAUAAUGCGGGCGAUGCCGAGAGCAACUGCUAGUUAAAAAAUAAAAGAACUUUUUUUUCCCCCAACAUUUUAUUACACAGACUAAUUAAAUGACUAGACGCACACAAACACAUUUUAAUUGAAAAAAAAAACCAUAUGCAAAUGUUUUAAAAUAUUCCAAGAAUAUUUUUAUUGUUCCAUACA
Messenger RNA from Plodia interpunctella (Indianmeal moth), 7821 nucleotides. RefSeq lists its product as uncharacterized. Gene Ontology annotation, molecular function: GTPase activity; GTP binding; translation elongation factor activity. Bases 378 to 2915 code for a protein of 845 amino acids. The record is from RefSeq and is a predicted model, not a curated record. NCBI's taxonomy places the organism in Eukaryota, Metazoa, Arthropoda, Insecta, Lepidoptera, Pyralidae. The transcript is spliced from 20 exons. Gene Ontology annotation, biological process: translational elongation.